Messenger RNA from Corvus hawaiiensis (hawaiian crow), 4286 nucleotides. It is a transcript of the gene NOL8, whose product is annotated as nucleolar protein 8. Gene Ontology annotation, molecular function: RNA binding. The transcript is spliced from 13 exons. NCBI's taxonomy places the organism in Eukaryota, Metazoa, Chordata, Aves, Passeriformes, Corvidae. The record is from RefSeq and is a predicted model, not a curated record. The coding region runs from base 413 to 3967 and encodes 1184 amino acids.
CAGGGCCGGAGCCGCCUGCGCGGCUCCUCAGUCUGGGGGUCCCUCGGCAUCUCCCGGGAGGGGAGGGUUGGGCUGUGGGCGGCUCGCGUUCCCUCCAUAGGGAACCCUUGGGUUACAUUGCAAAGAGCCGUCUGCACUUAGGCUCGCGCAUUUGGUUAUGUGGUUCAGGGUUUUAAAAACCCCCCAGCGCCUGAACCCCGGUUCCUGCAGCAGCGCGGGAUUUGCUGUCGCUGCGCUGGAGCAGAGCGUGUUACCUACUGCAAAUCAAAGAGUGCUCUGCUUAUAGGGUUCUUCAUGGCUUUCUGAUGCGCUGAUUUGUCCCUGAUUCGUUGUUCUAAUCACAUUGAUCUGUUUUGUGUCCUUGCAGAGAAACAGAGUGUGUGUUCUGGGUGUCACACCUUGACUUCUGAGCAUGGAGAAGGAACAGGUUUCCAAACGUUUGUAUGUUGGAGGGCUUGGCCAUACGGUUUCCAAGGCUGAACUGGAAGAAAGAUUUGGCAAGUUUGGGCGUGUUUUGGAGGCAGAGAUCAUUACCAGAAAAGAUGAUCAGGGGAACCCUACGAAAACUUUUGGCUACAUCAGUGUCAACAUUUCUGAUGCAGAUCUGAGAAAGUGCAUGUCAAUUUUAAAUAAAACAAAAUGGAAAGGGGGGACCCUGCAAAUUGAGUUGGCCAAAGAAAGCUUUUUGCAGAGGCUGGCCACGGAGAGGGAGGAAGCAAAGCUGCAGAAAGAAAAACCACAGAGAAAUGACCAAAUGUGUCUGUUGGAAUCACUGAAAAAGACUGGAGUUGUGGAUUUCCACAUGAGAGCAGUACCAGGUACAGAGGUGCCAGAUCAUAAGAAGUGGGUUGUUGGAAAAUUUGGCAGAGUCUUGCCUAUCCUGCACCUCAGGAAUCAACAAAAAAAUAAAGUGGUGAAAUAUGACCCCUCAAAGUACUGCCAUAACCUUAGGAAGCUGGAGCCAGACCUGGCACAUGCAGCUCCUGUAUCCCAGCUCACCUGGCACCUGGAAGGGGGAGAUGACAGCACAACCAGGAAGCGGCGAGGGGAAUUCCCUGGGAUGAGAAAACCACUGAAGAAACGGAGGCAGCUGGGCAGCGAGGCCUUGAAUGGAGCAGCUCUGUCCUCUGGGUGUCCAAAACACACAGACUCACCACAGCUCAACCAGAAAUCAAAACCCAAACCUAGUGAGGAGUUGGAAUUGCUUCCAGCAAUGAGGCUUGAUGGGAGGAUACCAGGGAGAGGUUUAUUACCAGAUCAAAGCAAUGCAAAUGGAGUUGCAGCCAAAAAUAACACAAGUGUUUCUGAUAGUGACAUUGAUUCUGAAGAGGAGAUCAGAGCAAUGGUAAAAAAAGAGACAGAAAGACAUAAAGCUGAAAAUGUUGAGACUGGAAGUGAGCACUUGGAAGUUGUUGGGGAUAAUUUUGAGUUAAAAUACAGUAGUCAUUGGUCCUUAAGCAAUUCAGAUGCCAUGAAGAAAGCUAUCAAAGGAAGUAACAGAGAGAAAGAGACUAUGGAGUGUGAUAAUGGUUAUGAUUCAGCAGAUACAGAUGAAAUUAUUGCUGAAAGUAAAACUCCAGAAGAUUCUAAACAGGGGAAGGUGAAAAAUAAAGAAAUAUUAGCUAAAAAAAAAUGCAGUUUGGUAAAUGGCUCCUCACUGAAAACUCAUAGUUUAAAAGAAGAGCGCAUUGAAAGAAAAGGGAAAAUGAACAAAUCCAAAAUUGCUGCCUUGCAGAGUACAGCAACCAGCAGUACAACAGAGAUACAUGAUAGUGACAGCUCUUGCUCAGAGUCUGAGAAAGGGGAGUCUGAAAUCAGCUCUGAUUAUGAGUCCAUGAUGCAAAACUGUUAUCGCUUAGACCUGACCUUGGAUGACUUAAAAGCACUGGCUACAGAAAACACUGGGACACCUGCAGGGGGGUCAGGCAGUGCACAGAGUCCUUGUCAGUCCAGUGCUGAAGAUAAUCCCAAGGAUAAUAUUGUAAAUAAAGCAAAACUUCCUAAAUUUCAUCCUACAGUUAAAAAAAAAGGUGUCUGUCCUGAAGAUGUUCUGGCUGAUAUUUUAGCAGGGGAGGAGGAUGCUGUUGAGGAAAGCUCCAAGGGACAAAAUAAUUCACAUUUGAAAUACCAGCCCUUCAGAGGAAUGGGGUCCCUUUGUGUGAAAGAGUUAAGUAAGGAGAGCACUGAGUUAAAGAAGAAGUCUGUAGAAAGUUUGGGACUUGAAGCUUGUACAUCUUAUUGUGGGGAGGAGUCAUCCAAAAAUCAGCCAAAGAACCAUCCAUCGUGUUCACUUGAAGUCAGCAGCAAAAAGAGACACAAAAUGCCUUGUGAACAACACAAGGAGCUGUCAGCUGCUGCCUCCUCAGCAGCUGGCUCCAGGCCUCAUUUGCAAGGGAAGAACAAAGGUGUGAGUUCUCUACAAGACCAAAACUCAGAGCAUGGAGCUGCUGCUGCCAGUACUGAUCAGAGUGAUGGGAGCAGUGACACGGACAGUGAUGCUGCAGGGGCCCAGGAACACAUUAAACAGCAGCUGAAGAGCCCAAAACGGCUUUCCAAAACAUUUAAGAGGAAUACAUGCAAAAAAAAUCCAGAAUGUGAAGGUAAUGAAGGUGGGAAUGGGAAGACAAGCCUUCUGGAAGAUAAGGAGCUUUGUCUUCAUGCUGCUGCCUCAAAAGAGCCCAGUACAAUAGAGAAACAGCUCCAGGACAACCAGAGGAGGCUGGCAGCUCUGGAAGAGAGAUACAGAGAGAGAGAAUUACAGAAGAAACUCAUUCAAGGAGCUCUUUCUAAUCUGGAUAAGCAGCCAGCAGAAAAGCACAAACACAUCAUAUUCGAUUCCGAUGAGGAAAAUGAAGCUGAAGUGGAUGAGAUGUUGAAAAAAGAUGCAAGUUCAGGAAAUAUGCAUGGAGAAGAUAAGUCAGCUUCCAAACCUUCGGGCAGACUGUUUGAUAGCAGUGAGGAUGAGCAAGAGGAUACAGACGAUGAGCGAUUCAAAAUUAAGCCCCAGUUUGAAGGCAAAGCUGGUGAAAAACUCCUGAAGCUGCAAUCCCGCUUUGGCACCGAUGAAAGGUUUCGCAUGGAUGCUCGCUUCCUUGAGAGUGACAGUGAAGAAGAAGCAGAGACAAACAGCCUGAAAGCAGAUGAAGAAGAGGAGCUUGCUGCAGAGAAAAAGAAAAAUCUGCAAAUACUGGGAAGCCUCCUGAAUAUCAACCUGGAGCAGCCCAAGCCAAAUAAAACAGCCACGAGUGUGAAGAAAUUCAAAGAUAUUAAUGCCCUCCGUUAUGACCCCACAAGAGAGGACCAUGCAGUUUUUGAAAGGAAACCAAGUGCUACAGAAAAUGAGAGGAAAGCCAAAAGGAAGAAGAAAGAAGAGAGUGAGACACUGCCUCAAGUGUCUGAAGACAUCUAUUAUGAUAUUGCUGCUGAUUUAAAAGACUUGUUUGGAUCUUCAAAGAAAAAAACAGAAAACACUGAGGACAUACCCUGGGACAAAGAGGAUGCGCAGGACUCUGUCCCAGCUGACCAUCUGGGACCUUUGCCUGCGAACGACGUAGCUCAGGAGUCGAGUGUUUUCAAAUUUUCCUUCUUUGGAGACACACAGGAGUCGGGCAUGAAAGAAGAGCCUUACAUACUUGGACCAAUAAAACCGGUGAAAGUCACAUGGCAAGAGGAUCCACGUUUCCAAGACAGCAGUUCUGAGAGUGAUGAUGAGCCUGAACCAUCAGAAAUUGGAAAGGACCAAGAAAUGCAAGUUCCAUUUGUAUUUGUUCUCUCCUUGGUUGUCGUAGUUGGAUGCUGUGGGCAUAUUAAGAGCAGCACUCAGGAAACGGGAAACGGACAUUGCACACCUCUGAGCAGUGAAAGUCAUCUUGGAAAACCGUCUGUGCUGCACCGAGUCAAAACUCCCAGCAGCCCAUUUGAUGUGAAGCUGAAUAUGAAGAGAGAGAAGUUGAGCACAAGAAAUUAACUGGGUCGUUUUGGUUUGACCAAACCCAAACUGAGUUUGGCCAAAAGCCAAAGACACAGUCAGUUUUCUUUUAAAAAGUGGGGUUUUUAUAGAAGGCUCUGUUUGGUUACUGUGGAGUAAAGCUCUUCAAUGUUUACCAUUUCUCUGAAGCGCUGCAGCUCUAACUCGUGUUCAUGGAAUUUGAUAGUGCCUUUUAGGAUGCUAAAAUCCCUUUGUACUUGUCUAGGUUUCUUUCUUUACCACACACGGAAAGUGCUAGAGUCUUCUUCUUCUCCAAAGAUGAUGAACGCCUAAGAGGUACAACAGAACUUAUUCACCC